Molecule: messenger RNA, 456 nt
Organism: Oppiella nova
Lineage: Eukaryota; Metazoa; Arthropoda; Arachnida; Sarcoptiformes; Oppiidae
Source: the annotation of a GenBank genome assembly
CUUUUAAACCCAUUGCUGUUUACAUCAACACAACAUACUUUCUCUUCAGAUAUCUUCGCAUUUAUUUCGAAAACAAUUUAUAAAAUGGUUGUCGAAGUCGAAGAUGCGAUUAUCAAUACUUCUGGAAGUGAAGACGCGAAGAAUAAUAGACCCGAAAGACCCGAAAGAAAGACUGGAAGCUAUAUAAUGGAGUCAUUGAAUGAGAACAACAAUACGGUUCACGUGGUCUUCUCGAUGAAGGAGAAGGUGGGCGCUCUCGCAGACGCUCUCCAGAUAUUUAAGGAUAAUGACAUCAAUUUGUGUCGAAUUGAAUCGCGAUCUUCCAAACGACUCAACGAUGACUACGAAUUCCUGGUCGAGUGCUCCUCGAGGAACGGACAGCUCAACAAAGCCCUCGAUCUCAUCAAACCCAUCACCCAAUACAUGCAGGUUAUCGCCAGAGACCUCACACACAGC